AUGUGGACGCACAACGGGUUUGAUAGGGCGCCGGCUCCUCUCCACAGCGCCCACCGGACCAUCUUCAUUUUAUCGAUCUUAGAUAUCCGUCAACGUCUCCUGUCAGGUGUAAAAACUGCUAUGAAGUCUAUUCUAUCAGAAGUCUAUGCAGCGGAUAAGAUCUCUCCUCCCAAGGCGCCGUCUUCUUCCAUAAUAUCAAUUUUGCGGAAAGCUGCUCUUCGUCGUAAAGAUUCUGCCGCUCAGUUCAUACAAGCAUCACGCCCAGAUUUGGCCGAUAAGGAAGAAAAUGAGGCAGCCAUUAUCUCGGCAUUUUUGCCCCCGGUAUUGUCUGAAGACGCCAUUGACAGCAUAUUGACAGAGGUUCUCGCUGAACUACCCCCUUCGCAGACCGAUUCGCGCAAGAAUCUCGGCAGAGUCUACAAAUCUUUUUAUUCGAAGGUGGACAAAUCUAUGGUGGACACUGACGCUGUGAAGCGUAGAGCAGAGGUGCUUAUGACCUUCGACUCGAGUUGA
Molecule: messenger RNA, 513 nt
Organism: Serpula lacrymans var. lacrymans S7.9
Lineage: Eukaryota; Fungi; Basidiomycota; Agaricomycetes; Boletales; Serpulaceae
Exons: 4
Coding region: 1-513 (170 amino acids)
Cellular component (GO): mitochondrion
Molecular function (GO): carbon-nitrogen ligase activity, with glutamine as amido-N-donor
Source: RefSeq, a predicted model, not a curated record